UCGCUUGCCAUGCUGCCAAGGGUGGCCGUGCCGGUCUUGCUUUCGCUGCAUGGCAACUUCAGGCUCGAAACGACCGAGAGUGAGGCCGGCUCGAGUAACUUAAGUACAAGCUUUCGUCCGACCCGGCUUCCCCUCGUUCCAGUCUUCCGGAAGAGUCCUGCUCGCUCCUGGACGCGUCUCACCAUUUGACUAACUAACCCGUUCUCUGGUGUGCCAACGCUGCGGUCCAACGGAAAACAAGUAGUCUUGUACGCCCCUGCCACUGCCUACUCCUCGUGAGGGCUUUGACCUUCUCACUCCUUGAAGUCCCCCGGCCUGUGAAUUUCGCCAGCCAGCCUCUUUCGUCUUCCCCACAGAUACGACAAAGUACGACUAGCUGCCUCGAUCACGCUUCGCAAAAUGGGUGUCAAGGAGUUCUUCCACAAGCGGUCGUUGCGCCAAAAGGACGACGUGCGCACAAACGCCGCCGAGUUGACGCUGAAAGAGUCCAUCUUUCCCAUCUUUCUCGUCACCAUCUUGUUCUUCCUCUGGGGCUUCUCCUACGGUCUUCUCGACACUCUCAACAAACACUUCCAAGAGACGCUAGGCAUCAACCGAGCGAGGUCUUCCGGCUUGCAGGCUGCAUAUUUCGGAGCCUACCUAAUCGCUAGUCUCGGCCAUGCCGCGUGGAUCCUGAGACAUUGGGGCUACAAGGCCACAUUCGUCUUCGGGCUGUUCCUCUAUGGCCUCGGCGCCCUCAUUGCGAUUCCGUGCAUCAUUGCCAAGAGCUUCGGCGGCUUCUGCGCCGCCAUCUUCAUUAUCGGAAACGGCCUCGGUUCCCUCGAGACGGCCGCGAACCCGUACAUCACCGUCUGCGGCCCUCCCAAGUACAGCGAGAUCCGAAUCAACAUCUCCCAGGCCUUCAACGGCAUCGGCACCGUCGUCGCCCCCGUCAUGGGCUCCUACGUCUUCUUCGCCUUCGACGACAAGCGCGCCCUCGAGAACGUCCAAUGGGUCUACCUCGCCAUCGCCGUCUUCGUCUGGUCUCUUGCCAUCGUGUUCUGGCUUGCCAAGAUCCCCGAGAUCACGGAUGCCGACAUGGCCUUCCAGGCUUCCGAGACUCACGCCACCGUUGAUGACAAGCCCUUCAGGAAGCAGUACCGUCUCUUCCAUGCUUCUUUUGCGCAGUUUUGCUACACUGGCGCCCAGGUAGCCAUCGCCGGCUUCUUCAUCAACUACGUGACCGAACUCCGUCCCAACACCGACAGUGCUCUCGGCUCCAAGUUCCUCGCCGGCGCUCAGGCGGCCUUUGCGGUUGGUCGUUUUGUUGGUGUCGGUAUCAUGCACUACAUCAAACCCCGCUGGGUCUUCCUCGCCUUCAUCUCCAGCUGCAUCAUCUUCAUCGCACCCGUCAUCACCCAGGUGGGCAACACUGGCAUGGCGCUGCUCUACAUGGUCUUCUUUUUCGAGUCCAUCUGCUUCCCGACCAUCGUGGCGCUUGGUAUGAGAGGUCUUGGCAGACAUUCGAAGCGGGGGAGUGGUUUCAUCGUUGCUGGUGUCUCCGGUGGCGCCGUCGUACCCCCUCUUCUCGGUGUUGUCGCUGAUGCCAAGGGCAUGGGUACCGCCAUGGUCAUUCCUCUCGUCUUCUUUGUGCUGGCGUGGUCGUACGCCUUUGCCGUCAACUUUGUUCCCAGAUACCGCAACAUCGCCGACGCUUUCAGCGCUACCGAGGUUGGCAUUCGCCCGACCGACGCAGAUGGGGAGAAAGGCGGGAUCGAGGCUGUCGAAGACAAGCAAACCAAGAACGCCAUCCCCACUCUUCCAUGAGCCUUUCAUGACUCCAGUUGUACCAUGUCAAAACGAAAAUUCCGUUUGAUUCUGCUUGUGAUUAUGCAUCGAGAUACCAUGUGGCUUAUUUGAUCAAAACAAGACUUUGUUUGAAUUAAGUUUAUUAAUAUCUUCACAUUGAU
Molecule: messenger RNA, 1949 nt
Organism: Colletotrichum destructivum
Lineage: Eukaryota; Fungi; Ascomycota; Sordariomycetes; Glomerellales; Glomerellaceae
Product: Putative major facilitator superfamily, MFS transporter superfamily
Exons: 5
Coding region: 400-1806 (468 amino acids)
Biological process (GO): transmembrane transport
Molecular function (GO): transmembrane transporter activity
Source: RefSeq, a predicted model, not a curated record